UAAACUAUUCGUUUCGUGAGACACGUGAUCUGUGAGAAAAAGGUUGUUUUUACUGAUCCAUAUAGUAAAGUUGUAGAACUCUCAUUGUUUUUACAGUCAUGGCUUGUAAAACAGUAACGUUGGACAAUAUGAACCCUAACAUAAUAAAAAUGGAGUAUGCAGUUCGAGGGCCAUUGGUAAUUAGAGCCAGAGAAAUCGAGAAAGAAUUGGAAAGGGGUAUUAAGAAGCCCUUUUCUGAAGUAAUAAAAGGAAACAUAGGAGACUGCCAAGCUAUGGGGCAGAAGCCUAUCACAUUUAUACGACAGGUUUUGACCCUUUGUGCUUAUCCAGAUCUUAUAAAGGAUGACCGAUUUCCCUCUGAUGUCAAGGAACGAGCUAAGUUAAUUCUUUCAUACUGUGGUGGGAAAAGUGUUGGGUCAUACAGUGACAGUGCAGGUAUUGAAAUAAUUAGAAAGCACAUAGCUGCUUACAUUGAAAAGCGUGAUGGUGUACCCUCGGACUACCUUAACUGCAUUUUGUCUACGGGGGCAAGUGAAGGUGUUAGAACUGUUAUUAAUAUUCUGAAUCACUCCGCAAGUGGAAAGCCCCCUGGUAUCAUGAUUCCCAUUCCUCAGUAUCCUCUGUACUCGGCCACACUCGCCGAAUAUGGCAUGUAUCAGAUCAACUACUACCUUGAUGAAGACAACGAGUGGGCACUUGAUAUCAGCGAGCUCAAACGAGCUGUAGAGGCGGCUAGAGACCACUGUGAACCUCGAGGAUUAGUAGUAAUAAACCCAGGGAACCCGACUGGUUCUGUGUUAACGAGAGAAAACAUCGAAAAGAUUGUAAAGUUUGCUUAUGAAGAACACCUCUUUUUAAUGGCUGAUGAGGUUUAUCAACAUAACAUCUAUGCAGAAGGGAUGGAGUUUCAUUCCUUCAAGAAGGUCAUGACUAAGAUGGGACCUCCAUACAGCAACAUGGAACUAGCAUCGUUCAUGUCUGCAUCCAAAGGAUUCAUGGGAGAAUGUGGUUUGAGAGGAGGCUACUGUGAACUUAUUAAUAUUGAUCCAGAGGUGAAGAAGAUGUUAUUAAAGUCCAUCUCAGCCAAACUUUGUCCAAGUGUCCUAGGUCAGAUAGCCAUGGACUGUGUGAUCAAUCCUCCUCAGCCAGGAGAACCUUCUCAUGAGACAUUUAUUAAGGAAAAGAACGAAGUGCUGCAGUCACUGAAAGAGAGGGCUAUUCUUGCUGCCAACACUUUUAACAGCAUUGAAGGGAUGCAGUGUAACAAAGUAGCUGGAGCUAUGUAUGCCUUUCCUCGACUGAUUCUGCCAGAGAAGGCCAUUGAGAAAGCCAAAUCUCUAGGGCAGGCUCCAGAUUUUUUCUUUGCCAUGCAGCUUCUAGAGACUACAGGAAUAUGUGUUGUUCCAGGCAGUGGAUUCGGACAACGACCAGGAACAUACCACUUCAGAACAACAAUUUUACCUCAGCCGGAGAAACUCAAAACUUUAUUGAGUCACGUGAAGGAUUUUUAUGAAAAGUUUAUGAAAGAAUACCAGUAGAUACAGGAGCUCCAACCUAUUAAUAGAUCGUGACAUAUCGAUAUUCUGUUUUGCAUGUGACUUUAUUGUUUCACUCUGCUGGUGCUGUUGUUAAUUACCUAGAGAACAAUGAUCUUCUAUACUCUGAAGACAACGUAAAAAUACCGAGUCACUGCCAUUUCUAAGGGACGGGAAAUAUUGAAUUAUCUUAAUGAAAUUCACAUUUUUUUUAAUAAUACAUGAAGAAAAGAAGCUUGAUGUGUGAGUGUUUGAAGAAGGGAAACACCACACAUUAUUAUAAUCCACGAAAAUAUUUUUCUUUCAGUCUAUUAGAUGAAAUAAAUAAAUGAAUAUGCAUAACCGUUACAAGUUAAACUUUUCUAUAUUGUUAGAAAUAUAAACAUUUUAGUGUUUCACAUUGUUAAAAAUUUAACAUUUGGAAUUUGGUGUUAAUGAUUCCUUGAGUAGAUCUGUAGUAACAUCACUUUUUUAAAUCUUUCUAGGUGAUGAAUUUUUUUUUAUUAUUAUAAAAAUAAUGUCAGGUAUGAAUUUAUAAGUUUUCAAUUUUUUGCUCAUAAGAUUUGUUUUGAAUAAGUAAAUACUUUUUGGUUUUUUUUUCUGAACUUCACUUGUUAUUUCUGAAAUCAGUGGCUUCAUUCUGGGAACAACCUUGAAAUCUGUGUCAACAAACUUGGUUUCUCACUGAUUUAUGUUAUUUGCCCUUUAUAAUGAAUAUUUGCUUAAGAAGUUUUUUAAUUUAAAACUGUUUUUUUUUGUAAGUUUUACAUUUACAAAUACCGUUUGUAGUUGAAGAGUAAAGUUUAUUAGCUGAAAAUAUUCUUAAAUAAAUAAAAUUAGCAUAGUUCAUAGUUUGUUUCUUGAAGGAGGGUUGGCAAUAUAAAAACAUCCAUAAAUUAGGUUAAUAAUUUUGAAUUUGCUUGACACCACUAGAAAUAUAACAUCAUUUUCUUAUUAUUAGUACAGAAAGUGUAAAGUAAACAAAAUGCUGGAUAAACAAAGUUAACACUGAGAAAUAUUUUUUUUAAAUGCUCAAUACAUAACUUGUGGAAGAGUAGGUUGUUACCCCUGGUUACAUCUACAAAUGCAGCUCAAGUUGUAGCAAAGUAGGCUUUUUCUCUCAUUUACUUCAAUCACCACAACUCGUGGCACAGCAUAGUUACUUCAACAAAUGUAGCUCAACUUUAUUGGGUAUGUACAAAAAGACGAUUCAAGUUGAACUGUGUAAGGUAGGCAGUUAGGUUUAGCAUUUGAUAUAUUUGCAUUCAUUUGUACUACAGAGUGGGCUGUUAAAGAACUAUUUAGUUACAUAAGUAGUCUGUUAGUUGUUUGAUGACUAGCAUGUAGGUUGUUAUCAAAAUAUACUAUCUUAAAUCUGGUUCUAAGCUCUGAUAAUUAACUCAUCCUGUGGGAAAAUUAAGUCUAAUAAUAAAGACAGGCAAUAAGACUAAAAACAUUGUUAGUUAUAAAUGGUUUAGAUGUUUUAUAAUAUUCCAUCUUCAAUGAAAUCUGAAAAUAAUGCUAUGAUUAUACUUAAUAUUAUCAUGAUAUUUUAAACAUUUGAAUAAAAGUUAAAAGGAAAGAAAUGCACAGGCUAUUUAAUGGAAGUAACAAAUACAGUCAAAACUUGACUAUCUGGACUUUUUAGAUUAUCCAGACUUUUCUCUCUGAUCCCAGUUUUUCAUGAAUAUUAAUAAACCAUAAUCGUAAAAAGAGUAGUAAUCAUUACAAAAAAAUCAUUAUCUUCUGUUUAAUUUUGCAUUGAAAUCCAAGUAUGAUUACACAAUUAAAUUUUGUUUUUUAUAAUUUAUUCAGUUGUCAUUUUAUGUCUCAUUAAUAUUCAUAUUUUUGACUAUCCAGGCUAUUUUCGUGAGUCCAGAUAAUCGAGGUUCGACUGUAGUGUGAAACAUGAGACAUCAAGUAAAGUGAUUUAGAAUACUUUUAAGUCUAAAGAUUUGUGUAAGUCAUUAAGACCUGGGUGGUCUUUUGCGAUGAGUAAUCUUUCUUUUAUAUGAAAUUCAAGGUCUGAAGACCCUUACAUUGUUAAAAUUGUUAUAUGCAACAUGACAUUAUUUUCAGAUGUUGGUGAAGAUGAAGUAAGUGGCUGUUUGUGAAUAAAAAUGGUUCUAUAACUAUUAUGAACUCCAUUCCUUGUUUCAAAAACAACUGUAGGGGUAACACUGAAGAGUAGAACAGAAAGGAAUUCAUUGUUAAAAAUUAACACUGUUGUGUAUGUUGUACAGAUCUCCAAAAGUCUAACCUUUAUGGUGGCCUUUAACCUACAGAUAUUUGUUAAUAUGUGAAACAUUUACUGUAGAAAAAGGGUUUUGAUUUUUUGCCAUAGUUAAAAGAAGUAUUUUUAUAUAUGCAUGUGUGUGUCUCAGAAAUCUUGUUUUAACUUCUAUAGCAUUGUUUAACAUACUAAUGGAAAAUGUAUUUUUUCUAUGUACAUUUUCAAUUAUUUUGUAAAAGAAUCAUGAUUUGUUUGACUUGGAAAAAGUAAAUUCCCAGUUUGUGAGUUUUAAACUACUGUAGUAUAUUGAGCAGUUUUACUUUUAAAUUGAACAGAUGAUAUGAUUAACCCUAUCAUGAUCGAUGACCACCUUGCAGGUGUCAAGUGCACACCCACACGUCAAAUUUCAAAAUUAAUGUUAAUAGCCUUCUUUCAACAUUUUUUUUUUAAUUUUAAAGUAUCCCAAGUUCAUAUUUUGUCAUUUAACAUUUAUUUAGAGUAAUUGCAAAGAUGAAUGAAAAAAUUAUUCAACUUUCCACACAGCUCCAAGGAGUCUUACUUAUAAACAACUCAUUUAUCAUAUUUUUUUUAAUUUUCCUGCACAUUCUAAAAUAAACCUUUCUUUUAACUAAGAAACCCUUGAAAAAUAUAUUUGAUCAUGUCUUGUUGUGGUCUGUUAGUGGUUUUAUUACUACAGUGCUUGAUUUCCGCCUCUGUUAAUAAUAUGUGGUUUGAACAGUUGCUAAUGUAGCUCGGCUUUGAAAGUAACUAAAGGAUUGUUAAAACUGGCUUGAGUAAAACAGAUCAUAAACUAUUUGUAAUAAUGUGGUUUUAGCAGUAAUUUGUAGUAUCUCAAAAUUAAUAUUAGCUAUCCAUAGCUCAUAUUGAAGUGUGAACAAGAAACUAAUUGGAAGUUUAAAAUGUUUAGGACCAAACCAAAGAUUUGGGAACUUUUUUAUAUUUUCUUUAGAUGACCUGCUCAUUCCUGAAAAUGUUUUUAUGUUAAAUUACAUCUGUUUGAAAGCUACAGAAAUUUUUUUUCUAUGAAAAGUCACCAGGUAAACUUAGUUAGCUUUAGCAAGUAUAGUAGAAGAUAGCAAAAUAAUUCUUAUUUCCCGAGUAUUGAUGUUAAGCUUAUUGUAUUCAAAAUAAAAAAUAAGCCACAUUUAUUAGAUAUAAAUUGACCUUCCCAAAUAUAAUAUUAGCAAAAACCAUGUUACCUAGCCUGAUAAAGGUAAUGCCAUAUUGAAAUUUUUGUCAGUUUUUGAGAGUUUUUUGUUUUGUUUUGUUUUUACACUAUAUAGCUGGAAGUGGUGACGACUGCAAUCAACAAAAUAAAGUAUUAAAAGAAAUAUUAAUGUCAGUCACUUAAGUUGAAACUGAUUGAAUAUAUAGAAUAACAUUUUCUGAUUAACAAUGAAAAAAAUUUAAAUUCUAAGACCAAAGAAAGUAUUUCAAAGCAGUGUAUCAGAAAAUUUUGGUUGGAAAUUUCACAAUGUAAAAUAUAAUGGAAAUACUAAAUCAAAUUGUAUGAAUUUUUUAAGCCAAAACUAGAUACUGUUUUGUAAGUUUGCACCAAAUUUCAUGCAGUUUGGUUCAGUAUUUUUACUAUGAAGAGGGGAAAAAAUCAAAAGAUAUUAGUGACACUUUUCUGGUCCAGAAAGGGUUAAAAGAAAUUAAAUCUUAGAUGACGUUUUGGAAAAUUUGCAUUUUGAUACAACUGAUAAUUUUGUGUUAGUAAUCUGCUUAGGUUUCAAAAUAGUUUUUUUAAAUUAAUUUUGAAUGAAGUGUUAAGUCAUUUUUACUCUGUCUUUAAAUGUAUUGAAUGAAAAGAUAUUUUAAAAAUCGUUAUUUUUGGAGGAUUUAUCAAAAAAACUUCUGUACUCGAUCAUUUUAUUCAAAUUACUUAUAACUGGUGCUUUUUUAGUAACUUUUUUUUAAAAGAGUGGUUUACAUAUAUUUGGAUAUUUUAUAAUAACAAUUUUGUUUGUUAACAAAGUGUAACUUAGUCAUCUGGCAUGAGCCUAAACUAAACCCAUGUACUGCCAAGAAUAGUGUGGUCAUCUUACAUGUCCAAUGAAGCCAUAUUUAAGCCAAUUGAUUGUUAAAAUGGCUGAAUUAGCUUACAUAAGCAUGUUCAAGAAAGCCAAAACUAAGUCAGUUUAUUGUUGAUCAAUUCAGUCAUGGAUCUUAACAUAUCUAUGUAAUAGGUGAGAUGUUUAGAUAGUGACUUGUGUCACUGUGAGUGCUAAUUCAACUUUGUCUUCCAUGUGGUUAAUUUUCUGUUUUGUAGCAAGGUUGUUCUAUUCACAUGUGUUAAUGUUUCAAAUAUACAUGAAAUCAGAAGCUGUAAUUGUCCUUUUCUGGGCAAAAAUGUAUGGUUGUAGUUGAAAAUAAAAGUUGAUACUGAAGCAA
Limulus polyphemus (Atlantic horseshoe crab) is the source of this 6183-nucleotide messenger RNA. RefSeq names its product alanine aminotransferase 2-like. Gene Ontology annotation, molecular function: pyridoxal phosphate binding; L-alanine:2-oxoglutarate transaminase activity. The record is from RefSeq and is a predicted model, not a curated record. The transcript has 14 exons. Lineage: Eukaryota; Metazoa; Arthropoda; Merostomata; Xiphosura; Limulidae. Gene Ontology annotation, biological process: biosynthetic process. Bases 99 to 1538 code for a protein of 479 amino acids.